AUGGAAGACUCCAUCUUUCUUUGUCAAAGAAAAUAUGACAAGAAUAUUGUGAAGAAAUUUGGAUUGGAGAAUGCUAGUCACAAAAGAACUCCUGCUCCUACACACUUGAAGUUAUCUAAAGAUGAAAAGGGCAUUAGUGUUGAUCAGAGUUUAUACAGAAGCAUGAUUCUAAAGUAUGUGAAUGGUACAUGUGAUUAUGGAAUGUUGUAUUCUCAUGAUUCAAAUUCCAUGUUAGUGGGGUAUUGUGAUGAUGAUUGGGUUGGUAGUGUUGAUGACAGGAAGAGUACCUCUGGAGUAUGUUUCUUUUUAGGAAACAAUUUGAUUUCAUGGUUCAACAUGAAACAGAAUUGUGUAUCUCUAUCUACUGCUGAAGUUAAGUACAGAGCAGUAGGUAGCAGCUGCUCUCAACUAAUGUGGAUGAAAUAA
This is a messenger RNA of Lathyrus oleraceus (garden pea), 426 nucleotides long. RefSeq names its product secreted RxLR effector protein 161-like. The transcript has a single exon. The record is from RefSeq and is a predicted model, not a curated record. Bases 1 to 426 code for a protein of 141 amino acids. Lineage: Eukaryota; Viridiplantae; Streptophyta; Magnoliopsida; Fabales; Fabaceae.